CUCAUACGGUGGCCUCACAUUUGGCAGAAUGCAGAUCUUUGUGAAAACCCUGACUGGCAAGACCAUCACUCUUGAGGUCGAAUCUAGUGAUACUAUUGACAAUGUCAAAGCCAAAAUCCAGGACAAGGAAGGGAUUCCUCCUGAUCAGCAGAGACUGAUCUUUGCUGGGAAGCAGCUGGAGGAUGGCCGUACCCUUGCUGAUUACAAUAUCCAGAAGGAGUCAACACUGCAUCUGGUUCUGAGGCUUCGUGGUGGCAUUAUUGAGCCAUCUUUGAUGGCUCUGGCCAGGAAAUAUAACCAGGAAAAGAUGAUUUGCCGCAAAUGUUAUGCACGCCUGCAUCCUCGUGCCGUCAACUGCAGGAAGAAGAAGUGUGGCCACAGCAACCAGUUGAGGCCAAAGAAGAAGAUUAAGUAGACUAUUGAUCAGGAGGCAUGGUUACUGCAUUUCUUAUUAGGUUUUUGGAUGUUUGUCUUUGAUUAUGUUGGUAUCAAAUAUUUUUCUGGUUAGGGUUCAAGACUUUCAUGUUAUUUGGUUUUAGAAUACUUUUGUACUGUGAUCUUUAUUUCGAAUGCGUGAUCCAAACUUAACACAUCUUUUUUAGAUAAUGUGGCAGAUAUCACUUAAUCUGAUUAAAGGGAAUAUUCUGUUGAAGUGGUAUGUUUAUAGAAUAUGAAAUUCGACUUUGUAGCUA
This is a messenger RNA of Populus nigra (black poplar), 692 nucleotides long. Its product is annotated as ubiquitin-ribosomal protein eL40 fusion protein. Gene Ontology annotation, biological process: translation; modification-dependent protein catabolic process; protein ubiquitination. Gene Ontology annotation, cellular component: nucleus; ribosome; cytoplasm. The record is from RefSeq and is a predicted model, not a curated record. Bases 29 to 415 code for a protein of 128 amino acids. NCBI's taxonomy places the organism in Eukaryota, Viridiplantae, Streptophyta, Magnoliopsida, Malpighiales, Salicaceae. The transcript has 4 exons. Gene Ontology annotation, molecular function: protein tag activity; ubiquitin protein ligase binding; structural constituent of ribosome.